AAAGAAAACCACCACCACGCUCCUCCUCCUCCGCAUUAUAUAACGCAGCUACGGGAGAUGCUCAUGACAAAUACACGUACCCAGCAAUAGUUAUACGCAACCACGCGGAGAGCUCCAAUCCACCAGCACGUCGGCGCACCGCUCCCUGCCUCCCCGCCGCGCGCAUACCCUUCGGCGAGUUUUAAGUCCAAGCUGCGUGCAGUGAGAGGGGCGGCGAGACGAGCGGUGGUGGUCGAGGAUGAGCAGGAACGGCGGCAAGGUGUCGAAGCUGGAGAGCCUGCGGCUGAGCCUGUCGAGGGCGCGGGGCGGCGGCGGCGGGCAGUCAUCGACGACGGCGCGGCCGGGCGGCGGCGGCGGGGGCGGGAAUGAUGCAGUCAGCGCGUCCCCGCGGCGGCUGUCGUCGUCUUCGUCGUCCACCGCGUCGCCGCCGAGCUCGUGCGUGUCGUCGGAGGGCAGCCCGGACGCGGCGGCCGGGGCGCCCAUGGUCCUGGCGGGCUGCCCGCGGUGCAUGAUGUACGUGAUGCUGUCCCGGGAGGACCCGCGGUGCCCCCGCUGCCACAGCGCCGUGCUGCUCGACUUCAACGACGACCAGCAGCAGCGCCGCCCGCGCCAGCGCCGGUGAAACCGCCGCCGACCUCAGCUCGUUCCUUCAU
Molecule: messenger RNA, 653 nt
Organism: Triticum dicoccoides
Lineage: Eukaryota; Viridiplantae; Streptophyta; Magnoliopsida; Poales; Poaceae
Exons: 2
Coding region: 239-622 (127 amino acids)
Source: RefSeq, a predicted model, not a curated record